Messenger RNA from Malassezia globosa CBS 7966, 5283 nucleotides. RefSeq lists its product as uncharacterized. Gene Ontology annotation, molecular function: GTPase activator activity. Gene Ontology annotation, biological process: regulation of small GTPase mediated signal transduction; negative regulation of TOR signaling; positive regulation of GTPase activity. NCBI's taxonomy places the organism in Eukaryota, Fungi, Basidiomycota, Malasseziomycetes, Malasseziales, Malasseziaceae. The record is from RefSeq and is a predicted model, not a curated record. The transcript has a single exon. The coding region runs from base 1 to 5283 and encodes 1760 amino acids. Gene Ontology annotation, cellular component: TSC1-TSC2 complex; cytoplasm; nucleus.
AUGGAGCCAGACCCAUCGCCCAAGGCGAGUACCUCGUCAAAGUCUGGAAUUGGUAUCCCGUUUCUGCUGUCAUUCCGCUCUCGCAAUACCGCGUCUGAAGCUGGGCGUUCAGAGAAUGAAAGCGCUUCAUCACAAUCCGAUAUGUUGAGUGACAUACGCGGAGCGAUUGAGCAGUUGCUACAGCCCAAGUUACCUGUAGCGGAGCAGCGCAUGCGCAUGCAGUUUCUGAUUGAAUGUCUGAUGCGUGAUCCUGCUGAGCUGGAACCUCUUCUUGACCCUCCCAUCGCUACGCCGCUCGUGUCGUCCUUGAUUGUCUUAUGUAGUCGCCUUCUCCGCGAAACGUUCGCAUACGAGUUGCGCGUUCUUUCAUGUGAACUUCUCACGUCGACGCUAAGAUAUGCGGAUGUCUCAACACAGAGUGUAUCCAGCGAGGUCUGGAAGGAGUCGUCUUCAGCCACGGGGUGGCAAGCUGUGAUGCCAUCGCGUGCAUUAAGUAUGCUAGACCGCGCCAUGCUGUAUCGGUUGAUUGUAAAUCUUCACCGCCGAGAAGACUGGAUUCUCCCGAAAAUUUUCGAAGAGCCUUCACAAGCGUUUCACACACUCUCUCGCCAAUUGGCUGCCUUACAAGUGCUCACACGCGACGGUCGUGAUAUUCUUGCUUUUAAAGGAAUUUUUAACGUCAUGACGAAAUGGUUGCGAUACUCAUGGGGUGCCUUGCUCAUGUUCCGUCGACACGAGAUGUCGGGCAUGUAUACUUUGAGUGAACAUUGCACGUACACGCUGUUCGACAUGUUCACAUCGAUUUGCAAAUUCAACGCCUCACGCCUCGAAAAAGAACAUAUGAAACAGUACCUGAUAUGUCUUUGUGAGCUCGUGCUGAACCCUCGCAUCCCAACAUUAGCCCGGUCGAAACAUUCGAGACAUCCAAGUUCUUCGUCAUCCCCAUCAGAAGCAACUACAACUGUGGCUGCAGCGAGUUUAGCUGCUACUUCGAAUUCGUCCACAGCUAUAGCCACAACGACCGCCACUGCAAUGUCAUCUUCCUCCGGCUACAAAUACUAUGGAAUGGAGGAUGUCAGCACGUAUUUCGACACACCAAGCUUGUAUCCCAUUGAUGGGCAACCGGAGAAUGAAAGGCAAACUGAGAAAUCGGGUGUUUAUAUUGGCAUACAAGACAGCGAGUUUCCUUUCAUCAAACACGAAGAUAUAACCGGGUUUGCUAAAUCACUCGAUUCCAUUAUUUGCUACACCUUUGUACCACCAGAAUGUCUCUCAGAAUGCGUUCAUUCUUUAUGCCGGCUGAUUGGACUCCCGAUUGCACAAACAGAGGAGCAAAUGCUCGUUUCACGAUUAAGUUUACACAGUGUUGACAUUCAGUCAGAUUUUCGGCUUGUACUGAACAACCUAGUGUGCAGCCACAUUGUCCACCUCAUGUUUCGUCAUUUGUACGAGAUCUUAUGCACACGGCGGAACGGAAAUCGAUCUGUGCGGGUUGGUGCCCUGCUCUUUAUUCAUGCGACUAUGAUAUGGAAUGUCGCGCAGCGCAUGGAGCAGGGUGGACACGUGAAGACGUCGCCGCUGAUAUCGCAGGCAUUGUUUGAAAGUAUGAUCCGCGGAGCUAUAUCUCAGAGCGAUGAUGUUCUCGACUUGAUAUGUCUAUUUUUGAUUGAAGACUACUUACCAGAGCGGCAAUUAUGUGCUGAUGCUUCUUUGUUCGAGAAUGUCCCGGUCAGAGUCCGCCAGGCACCCCAGCCGCUGUGCACGCUGUAUGACGACGCCAUCUCGACAAGUUGGGGAAUUCUUGCUGAUCUUGUUCCAUUGAUGAAUCGACACUUGUCGCGCCGGCGCCGAGGAAUUAAAAUGAUGAAUAUGUCUUCAUUCGUCCUCCAUACACUCGUUGGUCUGUUAUGCAGCCGUUUGGAGCAGCCUCUUAUAUCGCUACCAAUCAUUUCAAAUUCAUUUUGGGGCUUGGCAUUUCUCUUACCGGAUCAUGUCUUGCUAAGUAUGAUCAAAGCGAACGAGAACCAACACAUCUAUCUUCCAAGCACACCAGAUUGGCUUGACAAUCUUAUCCAGCUUUGUGAUACAUUCUAUCCAAAAUCUGGCCUCGAUGCUUCUGGUAUGCAUGCUCUCAUGUCAAGAACAAGCCGUCUGUAUGCCGUGAAGCUUGUGGUCGAUGUGUAUGGAUUCGUCCAGGACUUGCCUUUGCUGCGUGAUCCAAUGAUCCAGCACGUGGUCGUUCCUCUGGCGUCCCGGGCAGCUCAGAAAGAAACAGACAUCGAAAUUGGGGUUCCGAUUCGUCGUAUGGUGCGACAUGCGAUGGUCACUGCCGUAUGCACGCCAACGAUAAAUGGAUGCAAACCCUUCUACGAUUUGUUGCGCUGCUUGGUCGACAAUGUGUUUAAGGCAAAUCUCACCAAUGCCGAGAACCUAGAAAAGCCUCAAGCUAUGGCACAACACUCGCGCCAACGCAGUGUAGGGCCUCACAACGUUGACGAUAUACGCGAUGCUCGACUUCGCACGACUAGGGCGACGCGAUCGAUCCUCGAUCUUAUCACGUUGUUCAUGCAAAUGGCCUUCGGUAUCUCGGAUGCCAGUACAAUGGCUCCUGAGCUUGACACCUCCACUAGCGAAGUGCAAGAUCGGCUGCGAGAGUGUAGUUUGGCUGUCUUCCGCGAACUUUUGCGCAUGAUACAAGCUAACGCGCCAUUUUCUUCCGUGUCUGAAGAUUCCAAUUCCUCGAGCACUCGUGUGCCCGUAUCGCUUCGACUCAUGAUUUUACGUUGGAUCUUGCGUCUGCGUGCCGACACGCAGCAUCGGAUCUAUUUCCAAAACCAUGAGGAAGACUUUACCAAGUCUCUCGUGCAAACCUUGUCUCGCAAUGAAGAUCCACGUGAUCAACAAGAUCGGGGACGUUCAGGGCCUCAUUCCUCGACCCUUUCACAUGCCACUUCGCAACCUUCCGUGGAUGAGACGCAGGAAAGCAACGCAGCGCCGCCUGAGGUUCCAUCGAGCGAAUUUCCUGAAGCAUCAUGGAGCAGCUGUAUCUGGCAAGUAUCCCAGAUUGGUGUACAUGGCAGUCGAAUUGCUGAGCAUGCGGAAGACAAUAAAAGCGACACAGUUCCUAUGCUCUUUCCAACGUCUGAGUAUCUUGAAGCCAUGCUGAAUAUCCUACAGAGCGAGUCAGACUGGGAGGUCCUAUCUUACAUCAUUUCACAUCUUCCGUCGCAAUUGAACAACAAGCAUUUGUUCUGUGGCGUCAAGGCAACGACCAAGAUUUGCGAGUUGCGCGACUGGCUUUGUCCAUUGCUGCUGGAAAACAAGCCCUUGCCGAAUUUGGUCUUACCAGGCGAUUUGCGCCGCACAGACCUCACAGCCGUAUUGUACGCCACGCUGAAGGUUUUAAUGGCUUAUCAUUGCCUGUUCACUCGUGCACAACAGGAUGAGCUCGUCGAAGCAUUUGCAGCUGGCUUGUCACACUCACAGACAGUGGCUCAACCAUGUGUUCGUGCCCUUGUUGUGGCCGGCUACGAACUGUCAAAAUCCUUUACGCGACAGUUAACAAAUAUUUUAGUGAAGCUCUCAACGAUCAUGUCAUCGAUUCAGAUGAGUGUUCAUAUUCUUGAGCUUCUUGCCGAAGUCAGCAGUGUGCAAGCCUUGUAUGCAAACUUCACAGAAGCCGACUAUCGCCGAGUCUUUGGCAUUGCUUUGCAGUAUAUUCAGUUCCAUGAAAGCAAAGCAGCAAGCGAUACUCGUGAGGAUUUGCGCUCAAGUCCGGCCAAGUUUGCCUUGUCACAAUAUGUGCUCCUGCUUGCCUACAACAAUAUCUCACAGUGGUUUAUGACACUAAAGUUGAGCGAGAGGCCAAAACAUGCCUCGUACAUCACGCAAGGCCUCAUGCUGGCAAACGAAGGACGAGAGUCUCCAAGUGAUCAGACCAUCGUGUGCCUUGAUUUUCUUGCUCGCUUCACUUACAGCAACGCUUUGCCAAAGCCUUCUCGCUCCAUCUUGCACAGACUCUUAGCACAAAAGAAUGAUGUGGCUCCUCCGAGCCGAGGAUCAACAUGGCUCCUAGGCAAAGGCCUCAUAUCUAUACGCCCUCUUGCACGCAGUGGCACCUUCGAAGCGACAGUCCGACGACCUUCCGGCACAGUCGCAUUUGUGUGUCGCCUGGAAAACAUGGUGUCUGACGGUCGCACAGCGGAGGAGCGCACGGCCGACAUCCUCGCUGCUGCUCUAGAGCGAUGGAAAUCGGAGGGAUCCAUCAAUAAGCCCGUUAUUGAGGCGCCUAACGAGUCUGAGUCAGCCGAGGCAGCCAUUUGUAUGCCUGACACGCCCUCAGAUACCGCUUUGUCAAAACGUACCGAAGACGAUCGUUUACAGACUAGCCGCAUGACUGACGUUGAACCAAUCUUUAUGGCGCUCCAGUUCAGUGGAUACCCUGACCAGUCGAAUGAAACGCCCCCGAUUCUGCUGCCAGACGAUCCAAUGACUGAACGCCUUCUACGUGCUAUGGACCUAACACCUGUGUAUGACUUCCACAAGAUCGGUCUUGUGUAUGUUGGGUACAAGCAAACAACUGAAAAUGAGAUUCUCAGUAACACGCACGGUUCAAUGGCUUACAUGCUUUUCCUAUCUCGCCUAGGUGAUCUAGUUCCUCUUCUUGGACAGGAAGACGUAUAUACAGGCGGAUUAGACCGCCAGUCAAAUGAGCAUGGUAAGUAUGCUUACGUCUGGCGCGACUACAGCAAACAAAUUGUCUUCCACACAAGUACAUUGAUGCCGAAUCAUCCGGAAGAUCCCAACCGAUCUCACAAGAAAGCGCUUAUUGGAAAUGACUGGGUUCAUAUCGUUUUCAAUGACUCUGGUCUGCCUUAUGAAUUUGGUACGAUUCCUAGUCAAUUCAACUUUGUGAAUAUAGUCAUCUCGCCUCAUUCAACCGUUCGUGAAGGCGUGGACUAUUCCGUCACAGAUGAAACAUACUUUCAUGUGACGUUGCAACUUCGACCUGGCUUGCCAGAUUUCUCUCCCGCUGGUGAAGGUUGCUUAGUUUCAUUUGCCACGCUUCCCCGCUUCGUCCGCAAUCUCGCAAUGCAAAGCGAUAUCAUGAGCCAAAUUUAUCUCGACACGGCUGAGUCCAUGGUUCCCUUCUCGAACAACCGUGUGACCCGACUGCAUCUUGUCGAACGAUUCCGGCAGCAAUUCAUGGCUCGAAAUCCUGAGACUUUCGCGUCUGCUAGCGAGAAAUCCGGAUACGAUUUUACUGAAUUACUGAUUAAAUAG